Messenger RNA from Halteromyces radiatus, 1215 nucleotides. RefSeq lists its product as uncharacterized. The record is from RefSeq and is a predicted model, not a curated record. Gene Ontology annotation, biological process: phospholipid metabolic process. Lineage: Eukaryota; Fungi; Mucoromycota; Mucoromycetes; Mucorales; Cunninghamellaceae. Gene Ontology annotation, molecular function: glycerophospholipase activity. The coding region runs from base 1 to 1104 and encodes 367 amino acids. The transcript is spliced from 8 exons.
AUGUUAUUUACCACCUUUUUAGUCUUGUUUGUUAUUGUUCUUAUCCAUGUGGCAUCAGCCUCCGAUAUUAAUGAUUGUUCUGUCCCAGAUGAUAUCCAGCCUCCUAAAAAUGUUCAUUAUCUUCAUCCAAGUCAUAUUAAAGUCAUUGCUAGCAUUGGAGAUAGUAUUACUGCAGGAGUGGCUGCAAUGAAUAUCGAUUCUGAAUUUGUUACUGAAGAUGAUUUUAAACAAUAUCGAGGAUUAAGUUGGCUAAGUGGUGGGGAUCCUGGUGCAUCUUCCAUUGCCAAUUAUAUCAAACAUUAUUCUUCCGAUUUAUUUGGAAGUUCCACUGGCGUAAGACAAUUGCCACUCUGUGAAAAAACCUUUUUCUGUUUAACUUAUCCUCAUGAAUUUGAACAAGAUCAAUUGAAUGCUGCUAUUCCUUCAGCUGUCAGUAAUACUAUUGAAGAACAAGUCGAUUAUAUUAGUAAAUACAUUGGUGUCGAUUCAUCUCAAAGUCAAAACUGGAAACUCAUUAAUAUCUUUAUUGGUACCAACGAUAUUUCUGUCUCUUGUAUGCCUGACUAUCGAGCUGCUAACUAUGAAAAGAAUAUUCGCGCUGGUUUGGCUCGUUUGAAAGAAAAAGUAGAUCAUGCGGUCAUUAAUAUAGUUGGACUUGUUCAUACAGAGCAAAUCAUUGGAUUAACUGACAAGCAACCUGGAUACAGAAAAUACUUUCAAGAUCAAAAAACAGAUCCUCAACUUUUUGAAUGCAUGUGUUGUCGAUUACCUGGCUUGGGAAAAAUCGAUAUUGGACUUCAUGUCGACAGAUUCAACAAAAUUUUACAAAGCGUUGCUAAGGAAUAUGGUCCUGAUGGUACUCUCGGCUCUGAUUCUUUUACUGUGGUAUAUCAACCUUUCCCCCUCAAUAUUAAAUCCAUCCCUCCAACUGCUAUUAGUAACUUGGAUGGCUAUCAUCCAAAUAUCAAUGCUCACCGCUUCUUUUCAAAGGCUUUAUGGAAAGAAUUAUUUUUACCCAAGGCUAAAAAGUAUACCACUUUAGAUUAUAAAGAAGAUGAAGAUUUCUAUUGUCCUACAGCAACUGAUAGAAUUAGAACAGAUUGAUCUUUAUUAUUACCAUCAGUCUUGUUAUUUUUAUUUUAGUUAUCCAUGUUGUUGUUGUUUUUUACAUAUGUAUCUAUACAUUGAUACCCUCCCUCGGCUUACAAUAUUAAU